Messenger RNA from Arachis stenosperma, 643 nucleotides. RefSeq lists its product as uncharacterized. The transcript has 2 exons. NCBI's taxonomy places the organism in Eukaryota, Viridiplantae, Streptophyta, Magnoliopsida, Fabales, Fabaceae. The record is from RefSeq and is a predicted model, not a curated record. Bases 128 to 367 code for a protein of 79 amino acids.
UUAUUUUUACUUUGAUAGUGCCGAACCUGGAACACAGAGUUUGAAGCUUGAAGCUUGGAGCUUGAAGCUUGAAGUUAGAGAGAAGCGAAGAAGAUAAUCGCAUUGGAUCUGAUCAAAUUGAAGAAAAAUGAGUUUGUUGAGUCCAAAAACAGAGAAGCUGGUGAAAAGGGUAACCAUUGUUGCAACCGUCACCGCUUCCUAUUUUCUCUUGACCGCUGAUUAUGGCCCUCAGCCCAACGCUCUCGACCCUGUUAAGAAGCAAAUACUUUCAGCUCAGAGUACUGUGAAGGAGUACAUUUUCGGAUCAAAAAGAGAGUCUCAAGAAAAUAACCUGGCGAAAUUGGACAGCGGCAAGGAGAAUCCAUGAACUUAUCUUGAUACUAUGAUCAUAAACAUUUGAUUCAUCUUGAUGAGUGAAGGUUUUCUUUUUAGCCAUUUGCAUAUGUGAAUUAAUGUUGUCUAAUAGAAUGGUUUAAUGACAAGAAAUGUUUGUUAUACUCAUUUUACAUGUGAAAGUGUGCCGACUCAAGUUCAGUACCAAUGGCAUAAAUGACAGAGUAGCAUCAUUGUCAGUUUUUCCAUUGCUAUACUCUUCCCAACGUCCAUUUUCUUACUUUAAUUAUGUAUUGAUGUGUUUCGUUUA